Eruca vesicaria subsp. sativa (arugula) is the source of this 696-nucleotide messenger RNA. The record is from the annotation of a GenBank genome assembly. NCBI's taxonomy places the organism in Eukaryota, Viridiplantae, Streptophyta, Magnoliopsida, Brassicales, Brassicaceae.
AUGGAGAGAGCGAUUGCGCUAUCAGAUGACCAUAAGCCUAAUAGAAGCGAUGAAAGAAAGCUAAUUGAAAGCGCUGGUGGUGUUAUCAUGUUGGCAGGAACAUGGAGGGUAGGUGGAGUCUUGGCAAUGUCCCGGGCCUUUGGAAACAGGAUGCUGAAGCAAUUUGUUGUUGCUGAACCCGAGAUACAAGAUCUAGAGAUAGGUCAUGAGGCCGAGUUUCUUGUGCUUGCAAGUGACGGUUUAUGGGAUGUGGUAACAAAUGAGGAGCCCGUGGCAGCUGCCCGCAAGCUAACGGACACAGCCUUCACUGGUGGCAGCGCGGACAACAUCACAUGCAUUGUUGUUAAGUUCCAUCAUGAUAAGACUGAAUCUCCCAAAUCUGAACCAAAACCUGAGGCUGAACAGGAGGAGCCCAAACCGACCCCCAAAGCUGAACUCGAACCCCAGUCAAACCCAAAUGCUGAACCGGAAACCGAACCAAACCCCAAAUCUGAAAUGAAACCUGAUGCUAUACCCGAUACUAAACCGGAAACUGAACCAGAGGCGAAGGGUGAAAAAGCAGAUGUCAAACGGGGCAGUCCGUGUCCAAAUGACCCAAUCCACUACAGGCAUCGAAUUAAAUUGGACAUUGCUGGCUGGUCCGCUGUGGUCUGCCAUCACAAAACUAUUGUUCAUACCCGCCCCACAUGUGCGUAG